Messenger RNA from Mizuhopecten yessoensis (Yesso scallop), 694 nucleotides. RefSeq lists its product as uncharacterized. NCBI's taxonomy places the organism in Eukaryota, Metazoa, Mollusca, Bivalvia, Pectinida, Pectinidae. The transcript has 4 exons. The coding region runs from base 86 to 694 and encodes 202 amino acids. The record is from RefSeq and is a predicted model, not a curated record.
AAGCUGCUUAGCAAUCGGCGAAGGCGGAGAUGAUCAGUCUCUCCUCUGAUAUUUACUUCUUUUGUUUAAAUCUUCGAUUACCACAAUGAAUAUCAGGUUAUUCUUGGUAUUUGUGGUAACGCUGUGCGCUAUGCAUCAAGGGCCUGCUGUAUAUCGGGACCUUACGUGCGUGGAGCCCGAGCCAGGAUAUGCCAAAAGAUUGUUUUAUUAUUUCACCGCAAGUGAAAUUAAGAAAGUCUGUCCAACGGUUACCGAUCUGACAUGGCGAAUUGGAAAUGAAGUAUUCUAUAAUCUGCUGUGUGUGCUUCUUACCCUGCUGUUGGGCUAUGGGCCGUCAAUUGGAAAAAUCGUCAAAGAGAAAUGGUCAGCCGCUGUGUCAAUGUUCCGAGAAUGGAGAGCUCGCCCUUCCCUCUGCCGUCACUGCGGUACUGCCCCGUGUCAGGUUAAAAGGAUAUCCUUGUGGAAGCCCUCCGGUACUCGUAAGAAAGACGAGGCGAAUUUUGCAAAAAGGUCAAACGCCAUGAUGUUGUUUUACUAUGGACUAGAGUGGUCCGUAGUACUGACCAAAGAGCUGCCAUGGAAUGACCUGUACUUGAAGAGGAAGUUCGUCCAGCAUUUUGAGGAGGAGCAUAUGGUAUUGUUCCCAGUGUGCAUCCAGCGUCAGAUCAACUACUGGUACCCUGUCCCUUGCUAG